AUGUCGGACCGACAGUACAACCAAUACAACACCGGCUACGCUGGUGGCUAUGGCGGUGGCUACGGCCAAUCCAACCCAUACGACAACCGCGAUGGCAGCUAUGAGCAUCCUCCUCCCUCCUACGGUCAGAAUGUCGAGAUGCAGCCGCUCACCAACAAUGGCGCACCGUAUGCACCAACACCCGAACCUCGCGACCCCAAUGCGAUCCUCAACGACUGCCGUGCUGUGGGACGAGCGAUUGACGACCUCGAGGGCCGCUUGAACGAGCUGCAACGUCUCCAGAAGAACUUCACUUCCGGGUCAGGGGCUUCGAAUAAGGAUGUUGACAGCCUCUCGGCGGACAUUAUGAGCGGCUACCGAGGCCUGGCGGACCGUGUCAAGCGCAUCAAGUCCCAACCCGAUGCUAGAAGUCCACGCAAUCAGGCACAAGUCGAUGCUCUGGACCGGAGGAUACGCAAGGCCAUCAACCAGUACCAGCAGGUUGAAUCGCAAUUCCGCAAGGAGGUUCAAGAGCAGCAGAGGAGACAGUACCUGAUUGUGAACCCAAAUGCGACGGAGCAGGAAAUUCGAGAAGUCACUGAGGCGGGUGGUGAUACGCAGAUCUUCCAACAGGCGCUGUUGAAUGCAGACCGCCGAGGACAGGCUCAGAGUACAUUGGCCAACGUCAAGCAGCGACACCAAGCCAUUCAGCAGAUCGAGCGCACUAUGAUUGAGCUGCAGCAGCUGUUCCAAGACCUGGAUGCUAUGGUCGUCCAGCAAGAGGAGCCCGUUAUGGCUAUUGAGCAGAAGGCCGAGGAGACACACACACAUCUUGAAGCAGGCAAUGUUCAUGUCGGCAAGGCGGUGGACAGUGCUCGCGCCGCCAGAAAGAAGAAGUGGAUAUGCCUUGGUAUUGUUGGUGAGUCUCUUGCACAAUCACGGUUUCGUUCUUGGAACGCAGUACUGAUUGUCUCUUGCAGUUGCGAUCAUCAUCGCUAUCGUUCUCAUCGUCGUCAUUUAUCUCGCAGCAACUGGAAGGCUCAGCAGCGGGAACAAGAACAGCAAUAACAAUGCCAACAACAAUCAAAAUACCAAUAACGGGCAGUAA
Messenger RNA from Lecanosticta acicola, 1087 nucleotides. Lineage: Eukaryota; Fungi; Ascomycota; Dothideomycetes; Mycosphaerellales; Mycosphaerellaceae. The record is from the annotation of a GenBank genome assembly.